Messenger RNA from Cornus florida, 4566 nucleotides. RefSeq names its product phytosulfokine receptor 1-like. Gene Ontology annotation, biological process: hormone-mediated signaling pathway. The record is from RefSeq and is a predicted model, not a curated record. Lineage: Eukaryota; Viridiplantae; Streptophyta; Magnoliopsida; Cornales; Cornaceae. Gene Ontology annotation, cellular component: plasma membrane. The coding region runs from base 1161 to 3266 and encodes 701 amino acids. The transcript has a single exon. Gene Ontology annotation, molecular function: protein binding.
UCAACACAGGCAGAGAACAAACACUUGGGGGAGCAUGUGUAAGAAUUUAUCUAAAUGUAAGUAUUUAUCCUCGUGAAUCGAAUGACGACAUCAUUAUCUUCAGUAAGUUGACGAGAAUUAGUGGUUGGAUGUGUUUACCUUUAUUUGAAGAAUUAUGACCACUACGAGUUUUUCUCAACAUUGGAGAGGCGAAUAGGAAAAAGAGCAACACAGCUUCUCGACGGUGAAGAGAAAGGAUCAAACCCUAGAAUUUUCAAUUUGAAACAGUAGAAGAAUUUUUGGGGGAAGUUGAACAGUAUUUGGCAAAGGGCUUUUUUAAAAUUAUCGGGUUUGAUCGACCAUGCAACGAAACGAGAUGAAAGGUUAAGGAAUUUUGGGGAAGAUAAACAGUGACCAAGGAAACGAAACGACUGUCUCAGUCAAUCUGAGGCGAUAACGGGAAAUUAAACAGUAUUUGGCAAAGAGUUUUUUUAAAAUUCUCGGAUUUGAUCGACCAUGCAAGGAAACAAGGCGAACGGCAAAGGAAUUUUGGUGAAGAUGAGCAGUGACCAUGCAAGGAAAUGAGGCGAAAGGUUAAGGAAUUUUGGGGAAGGCGAAAGGUUAAGGACAGUGGCUGAAUUAUGGGUUACAGGGAUUUUGAAUUAGGGCUGAAGGUUUGAAUUUGGGUUACAGGGAUUUUGAGUUAGGGCAGAAGGUUUGACCAGGUUUGAAAUUGGUAUCAAAAUAAUUUGGGUCAAAGUUUUUAAUAUUUGAGUUUAACCAUGGAUGGGUGAAACAAAACCAAGCUUAAACUUGGGUUAAGUAAGAGGUGACGUGACAAAAAUUGGAUGAAGAAAAAAAUCUACUGCGUUGAAUACACCUACGGUGAUUGAAUCUGUCUCCCUUUCAAAUUUUCAACUUGAAGAAAAAGGGGAGCAACCCCAUUUAGACGACAUUUUGAUGCCAGCCCAAUGUCUCGCUCUGUGCAUCUCUCUCUACAUUUUCACGUCUGUCUUUCACUAUCCCUUUUCCUUCUAUUAUUUUAUCUUUGUUUCCCUCAUUUCUUUUUUUCUAUUUCCUUUCCUCAGGGUUUCCUUGUACCCUACCCUGACUUUAUCAACACCCCCCUUCUUCUCUCUGUCUAGGGUGUAUGGUACUGUUGUUUUUGUUGUGUUGCUGAAAUGGUUGUUUUAGAGUACUACUGGGUUAUCUUUAUUGUUUUAGGGUUUUCUUUACCAGCUGAGGUUAUGAAUUCUCAGAACCUGACAUGCAAUUCAAAUGAUCUCAAGGCAUUACAGGGUUUCUUGAAAGGUCUGGAGUCAGAAAUUGUUGGGUGGGACAUCAAUUCAUCAGCCCCCAAUUGCUGUAAUUGGGUAGGCAUCACUUGCAAUUCCUCGUCAUCUCUCCGAUUGAAUGAUGAUCCUGUGGACUCCGGUAGGGUAGUGAAGUUGGAUCUUGGAAAGCAGAGAUUAGCGGGUGAGCUCUCCGAAUCAUUAGGCCAUUUAGACCAGCUCAAAACCCUCAAUCUCUCUCACAAUUUCCUCCGAGGCUCGCUUCCCGUGUUGCUCUUACAUUUGCCAAACUUAGAGGUGCUAGACUUGAACAACAAUGAAUUUUCCAGCCAGAUUCCGACGAAUAUAAGCCUGCCUUCAAUCCAACAUCUUGACAUGUCGGAUAAUUCUUUCAGUGGUUCGGUUCCUGUGGGUAUCUGUGACAACUCACCCCGAAUUCGGGGUAUCUAUGUUGCUAUGAAUUAUUUCCAAGGUCAUUUUCCAGCAGGAUUUGGCAAUUGUAGUUCAUUAGAGCAUCUCUUCGUCGGUUCAAAUUAUCUCACUGGUGGUAUACCAGAAGAUGUAUUUCGGCUACCAAAUUUGGCGCGAUUGAGUAUUCAGGAUAACAUGCUUUCCGGGGAGCUGAGCACGGGUAUUGGUAACCUUUCUCACCUUAUAGGCUUGGAUAUAUCAUCAAAUGGGUUUUCAGGACUUAUACCAGAUUUUUUUCAUAGAUUUCUGAAGUUACAGUUUUUCUCAGCUCAAUCAAAUAAUUUCUCUGGUCACAUACCCUUUUCAUUGGCAAAUUCACAGACCCUGGAGUCUCUUAGUUUGAGAAACAAUUCUUUGGAGGGUUCAUUUGAUCUCAACUGUUCGGCUAUGACUAAUCUGGUGUCUCUUAAUAUAGCUAAUAAUCAGUUCUCGGGGCCUAUUCCUGGUAAUCUUUCGUUGUGUCCACAAUUGCAAACUUUAAAUCUUGCACAAAAUUACUUCACUGGCCAAAUACCAGAAAGCUUCAAGAAUUUCCCGAGUCUCACAUACCUUUCCAUCUCUAAUUCCACUUCCGAAAUUCAUAACCUAUCAGCUGCCCUUCAAAUUCUACAGCAUUGUUCGAACCUAACUACUUUGAUUCUAACCAUGAAUUUCCAUGGUGAAGAAUUGCCCGCUGAUCCUGGUCUGCAGUUUAUAAAACUGAAAGCUCUCAUUAUUGCCAACUGUGGACUCACGGGUUUAGUUCCAAAGUGGUUGAGUGGUAGCAAAAACUUGCAAUUGUUGGAUUUGUCAUGGAACCACUUGAGAGCAACUAUUCCAGUUUGGUUAGGUGAUUUUCAGUUCCUCUUUUACUUGGACUUAUCAAACAACUCUUUUACUGGGGAAAUUCCAAAAAGCCUAACUGGAUUACAGAGCCUCAUCUUCCGGAAUAUCUCGUUGGAAGAGCCUUCACAAGAUUUCCCCUUUUUCAUGAGACGGAAUCUAAGUGCUAGAAGUUUGCAAUACAAUCAGGUCGACCGCUUUCCACCCACAUUGGACCUCAGUAACAACUUUCUUACCGGACCAAUCUGGCCGGAGUUCGGGAAUCUAAAAAAGGUGCAUGUCUUGGAUCUGAAAUGCAAUAAUUUAUCAGGAACCAUCCCUAGUAAUUUGUCAGGUAUGACAAGCCUAGAGUCACUGGACUUGUCCCAUAAUAAUCUCUCUGGAACUAUUCCUCCUUCCUUGGAAAGUCUCAGCUUUCUGUCCAAGUUCAGCAUUGCAUACAAUCAACUCCACGGGGUAAUCCCAACGGGAGGUCAGUUUUCAACUUUUCCAAACUCGAGCUACGAGGGGAACUUGGGUCUAUGUGGUGAAUAUGCUUCUCCGUGUCCAACUAGGGAUCCACUUCCUGAUGAACCACGAAAUAACUCCAACAGAGAGAAUGACACUAUCAUUGGUGUGGCUGUUGGGAUUGGAUUUGGGACAGUUAUUCUUCUUGCUAACAUCUUGGUUAUUGUUUUUCGGGCAAGAUGUCGAUCGCUGUGAGUUUAAUAUUCUCUAUGUACCAAAAUAAUUGGGUACUUUGCCAAGGUACCCAAUUAUUUUGGGAUGGAGAGAAUAGUUAAUCAAUUGGUAAUUUAAUCGGUAACAAAAGUUGAGGAAGAAAACUUAUUCACCCACCCGUCUAGGUCCUUAAGAAUAUGCUUUCAUGAUAUACAGUGUAUCAAUUUAUCUAUCGAGUCCCAAAAUAGUUUCUUUCCAGUGUUAGCAUAACGACAAUUAUUGUAUAAAAGAUAUGUUCAUGUAGGACUAUUUUAUUAGCUAUUAGUUUGUUUCACUCUUCUUAUUUCUGUUACUUUUGUCUUUCAUAUUGUGAUCUACUACUAUGCGUCUAUGCCUACUUUGGUUUUUUUUAUUAUUUAUUUAUUUAUUUAUUUUGGUUAACUUUCACUCCUGCCUAUCAUUUCUCCAUCUUUCUUGCUUUUUCACCUUUUCAUUUUGGAAGCAAAUUUUUUUUUUUUUUUUUGAAUUUUUAAUAUAAAUAUUAAAAAUUAGUUUUUGUAUCCCUUGCACUUGGUUUUUUAAAUAUUGGAUUGCAAUGUGAUUAUCGAAAUUUCAUAGAUUGGGAUUGGACUUGUCAAUUUUGUUGUUCAAUUAGCAAAAUAAUUUUUUUUAUUAUAUGGGUUUUCACUAUGUUUAUGAAAUUUAAUCAUAUUUAUUAGCAUCUAUGUUUUCUUGAUAGAAAAAGAGAUUUAAAUAUGUUUGUUUAUAGUGCUCUUUAAGAAUCUUCUACAGAAAUCUCAACGUAUUGUAAUGUUUGAUUACUAAAAUUCCGUCUUUAGUUGAGCCCAUUAUUUAAAAAAAAAAAAAAAAAAAAAACUAUACAGUAAAAUCCGAUAUAAAAUUUAGGAAAUUAACAAAAGUCAAAAACAAAUCUGCAAUGAUAGUAGAAAAGGAUAAUUGGUGGGAAAUAAUGUCGAAAUGAAUCAGAAGCACUAGGAAUCAAAUUUUAAGAUCCUGUAUGCUAAUUCAAAACAUCUAACAACCCCAUUUUUCAAUGCUUUCCCGAGUGCUGAUUGAAAAGUCUCCCCCAUGGGCAAAUCCCACUGCAGAGUCAUUAUCCAAAGGAAAACACUGAAUCCCAACUAAAAGCGAUAAUCUUACUUUUAAAUACGAAGGGAGUCUGCUUUCAAAUUUAAACUCAAAAGUAAAGUUUUACACAAUUUUUGUAUGAAAUCCAAAGUACUCGGAAAAUAUUGAAAGACCGUGAUGAUUUUUUUUUCCCUAACCCUAACUCUUAAACGAAUUAAAGAGAAUCAACAAUUUCAGGUUUUGCUUUUCGGAA